Megachile rotundata (alfalfa leafcutting bee) is the source of this 4813-nucleotide messenger RNA. RefSeq names its product vinculin (gene Vinc). Gene Ontology annotation, molecular function: actin filament binding; structural molecule activity. Lineage: Eukaryota; Metazoa; Arthropoda; Insecta; Hymenoptera; Megachilidae. Gene Ontology annotation, biological process: cell adhesion. Gene Ontology annotation, cellular component: actin cytoskeleton. The record is from RefSeq and is a predicted model, not a curated record.
GUGAUCCAUCACGGCUUGAAUUAUUUUCUUGCUGCUGUACGAAUUAAGUUUCUUAUUAUUUCUUAGUGAAUCAUUUUUGAUUAUUUGAAGUGCUGUUAAUGUUUACACCUGCAACUCUGUCAUUAAGUUCACGAUCAAACUUGUAUCGUAUGAAUAUACAAUUUUAAUAAUUGAUAUUUUUAUAUUUUCACGUCCGAAGCAAUUAAGAUGCCAGUAUUUCAUACAAAAACUAUAGAAAGCAUCCUUGAACCUGUCGCACAGCAGGUUUCAAGGCUUGUUAUUUUACAUGAAGAAGCUGAAGAUGGAAAUGCAAUGCCAGAUUUGGGUAGACCUGUGCAAGCAGUUAGCAUGGCGGUAGCAAAUCUUGUAAAGGUUGGCAAAGAAACAAUAAAUUCUUCUGAUGAUGCCUUACUUAAACAAGAUAUGCCUGCUGCUUUACAACGUGUAGAAGGAGCUUCGCGUCUUCUAGAAGAAGCAUCUGCAAUGCUAAAGCAGGAUCCUUAUUCUGGACCAGCUAGGAAAAAACUAAUUGAAGGUUCACGUGGUAUUCUUCAAGGCACUAGUUCAUUAUUAUUGUGCUUUGAUGAAAGUGAAGUACGUAAAAUCAUCAGGGAAUGUAAGAGAGUAUUAGAUUAUUUGGCAGUAGCAGAAGUUAUUGAAACAAUGGAAGAUCUAGUUCAUUUUCUUAAAAAUUUAAGUCCUUGUCUCAGUAAAGUAUCAAAAGAAGUAAGUGCUAGAGAAAAAGAACUAACUCAUCAGGUGCAUAGAGAAAUUCUUGUGCGUUGUUUGGAGCAAGUAAAAACACUUGCACCAAUUCUUAUCUGCUCCAUGAAAAUUUUUAUUCAUAUUAUCUCUCAAGGAGGUAAAGGAGCAGAAGAGGCAGCUGAAAAUCGUAAUUACUUAUCUGGCAGAAUGUCAGACGAAUUAAAUGAAAUUAUUAGAGUGUUGCAAUUGACAACAUAUGAUGAAGAGGAGUGGGAUGCAGAUCAGUUAACAGUAUUAAAAAAAGCACAGAGUGCUAUAGAAUCUAGAAUACGUGCUGCUUAUGAUUGGUUAGAUGAUGGACUUGCAUUACGUGGUGGAGUAGGAGAAAAAAGCCUUCGUCAAAUAGUUGAACAAGCACAAAGAUUGGCAGAGAGAUAUCUUCCCCCCUCACAAGCAGAACCAUUACAGAAAUUAACAUCACAGAUUGUCACUAUGACCAAUGCUCUUUGUGAACUAAGACAGAAUGAGAAAGGAACUACACCUCAAGCAGAAGCUUUAGCACGUGGCAUAAAAGAAAAAACGAACGAACUUCGUAGCGCUAUCGCGUCUGCCAUAGUAGCUGCGGAUAAAUCUGGAACCACGCAAACUGCUCAUACAGUUGCUGGCCGUUUAGAACAAGCUAAUAAGUGGCUACUUAAUCCACAACACGACGACAAAGGACUUGGUCAAAGGGCUAUAGCGUUGAUUAUUCAUGAAGGAAAAAAGGUUGCUGAGGGUUUACCAGGCAUACACAAAGCAGAAAUUUUGCAAUUGUGCGAUGAAGUUGACAAUCUAUCUCACCAACUGGGAGACUUAUGUGCCCAUGGUCAAGGAAACACUCCUCGUGCUCAGGAGAUUGCUCGCCAACUAUCACAUAAACUUUAUGAGCUGAAGAAUAGGAUACAACAAGCCGUCGUGUCAAGAGUGGUUGAAGACUUCAUUGAUAUCACAACACCUUUGAAGCAGUUUACAGAUGCUGUAUUAGCUCCACAGGGUACACCAGGCCGUGAUCAAAAUUUCAACGAUAAAACGCAUGCUCUUCAGACAUUCUCGAAUAGAGCAGCAAAGACGGCUAGAAUGGUCGCUGCUGGUGGAAGCGGAGGAAAUAAAAAAUUGGCAGAAGCACUGACUGCUAGUGCAUCCCAGGUUGAAUCUUUAACACCACAAUUAAUUAAUGCUGGGCGAAUUCGAAUGACUUAUGCAGAUAGCAAAGCAGCGGAUGAACAUUUCGAAAAUUUGCGACAACAGUAUGCGGAAACAAUGCAAAGAGCACGAACAUUGUGCGAUGAAGCAACCGAUAGCGGUGAUUUUAUUCGAACCUCCGAAGAACAAAUGCAAAAACAUUCAUUUCUGUGUGAAGAGGCUAUUGCAAAAAGUCAUCCGCAAAAGAUGGUCGAUAAUACAGCUGCUAUUGCUAGAUUGGCUAACAGAGUAAUACUUGUUGCGAAACAGGAAAGUGAUAAUAGUGAAGAUCCUACAUUUAUUCAGAGAGUAAAUCAGGCUACAGAUAUACUUCAAAAUAGUGUUGCUCCAAUGGUUCAAGAUGCUAAGUUAGUUGCAAUUAACAUUAACGAUAGUAACGCAGUUUCUCGUUGGAGGGAAAGUAAUCGAGCGCUAUUAGCAAAUGUCGGUCAAGUUCGUAAGGCCAUCAUUGUUCAACCAGAUUUAAUACCUCCGCCAGAGGUGUCGCAGUUACAUCUUAAUGAUGAGGAACAAUUGCCAAGCCGUCAAUAUAAUUACUUCACAGAUAAAGUUGGUGAGCCUUUAAGAAAUCAACCAUCGCCAAGCAAUUUACGUGUCAUGAGCCCUAGUCUGAACACAAAUAAAUCACAACAACGUUCUAUCAGUCCAUUACCUAAAUGGGCGCGUGAAGGUAUUUACUAUUACUUGACAAGAAAUCAAUUAAAUUAUGUUUUUAACUUACUCCUUUGCUUCAAUGAGAUUUCUUAUAUAUUGUCUCAAAGUAAGAAUAUAAAUAUCCAAGGCAUUAUUUUUUUAUAUUUAUGUAUAAAAAUAAUUUUUUUUUUAUCAGGAGAUAACCCUGAUCUCCUAUAUCAAGAACUGGCUUCUGAUAACGAGUUAGAAAAAUCAAUUCACAAUGGAGAAGUUGCGCCGCCGCGCCCACCCCUGCCUGGUGGAGAUGUUCCACCACCACGUCCACCACCACCAGAAACGGAUGACGAGGAUGAAAUGUUUAUGCAUGCACCGCAACCUAAUCAGCCUAUAAUGAUGGCUGCCCAUGGAUUGCAUCAAGAAGUCCGACAAUGGUCCAGCAAAGAUAAUGAAAUUAUUGCUGCUGCAAAGAAAAUGGCUAUUUUAAUGGGUAGAUUAUCGGGCUUGGUUCGAGGAGAAGGUGGUAACAAAAGGGAUCUGAUCGCUUGUGCCAAAGCCAUUGCAGAAGCUUCUCAAGAAGUGACUCGCUUGGCUAAAGAGCUUGCUAGGGAGUGUACAGACAAACGUAUACGUACAAAUCUUCUUCAAGUUUGCGAACGUAUACCUACCAUAGGUACACAAUUAAAGAUUUUAUCAACUGUUAAAGCAACAAUGUUAGGUGCCCAAGGUACAGAAGAAGAUCAAGAAGCAACAGACAUGCUUGUUGGAAAUGCUCAAAACCUCAUGCAGAGUGUGAAAGAAACAGUUCGUGCCGCAGAAUGUGCAAGCAUCAAAAUACGUACUGCGUCUGGCAUGAAGUUACGCUGGGUGCGACGUCAACCUUGGUAUCAAUACUAAAUGAGAGGUCGCAGUAAGAAAAGUGAUCUAGAACAGAUAAGUAAGACUUCCUAAUAUUAGAUUACAUUUAGAUUAAUUGGUUCUAUAUACAGUGAAGUCUCGAAAUAUGAUCUUUUUUAUAUAUGGCCCAUUGAGCGAAUUUUCCUUUAAACAAACUUCCAUCCACUAUAAUGAUGAUCUCUCAUUAUUACGAGUAAUGAUAUUUCACUGUAAUACCUUUCAAGAAAGUGUUCUAAUGAGGGACAACAAUCAAGUAUUUAAAAUUGAUUUAAUAUUUCAUAAAUUAUGUGUGAAAAAUUUGAGAAAUGUUUUUCAGUCUAAACAAUAUUUAUUCAGUUUGUUAUAAAUUAACCCUUUGUUGAGUUAAUUAACAACCGAUAAAUUCUUUCCUAUAUUAAUGAAAAAUCACAUAAUAUUGCUAAUUCUUAACAUUUCUAAUUUUGUUUACCUGUAUGUGUAGAAACAAGUAAAUCCAUUUUAAAUAUCUGAAUUGUAUUCUUAUAACUAUUUAAUAAGGAUAAAAGUAAUUAUAUGAUAAUUUAUACUUGCAUAUACUCUGACAAACUAUAUGUUCAUUAUAUAUAAAAUAUAGUUUAUAACGUAAAAAAAAGAGCUAGUGACUAAUAUUAGAGAUAUUUUACACAAGAUGAGAGACAUAUCUCAAUUGGUAAAUUAUAAUUCAAAAAUAUUUUUAGAUGAAAUAUUCAAGGGAAUACUUAAAUAAGACUAUUUAAAGCCACUGUCUCUCAUGAUUCGAUUAAAAAUAGAAAUUAAAUAGAGAUGACAAAGCUUAUGCCUUAUACAAAUUACCAAUUUGCUAUAUAUAUUUUUAUGUGUAUUUGCAAUAAAGUGUACUUUACAGGUACAGUAUAUUGACCUAAAAUCGGCACAAUAGAACAAAUUUUUAUCUACAUUUAUUAAAAUGUCAUACGGAUCCAGGAUAGUAUAAUGUAUUUUUUCAAACUAAAAAUUAGAGUAUAAUUUUUUAAUAGGUGCUAUUUGCCGCAAAAUACACGUAGUAGACAUUAACAUGCAAUAUUAUAAUAAGUAAAUAUAUUUUUGUAUUUCUUACCUAAUAAUCCUUUUUAGAGAACAUAUAUAGUUGUUUUAGGUAUUCUCAAUGUUUUCAAACUGGUGCUAAAUGUAUGUGCAAUAUUGAUAAAAGAUACUGGAAAAUAACAUAAGUAUAAGCAAUGUUAAACCAAAUACCCGAAAUCAAUUUAAUAUGUCCUCAAGAAAUUUAGGUUAAAUAUUAAUGUAAACAGUAAUCUCUUUCAGUAAUAUAAUCUAAGAUAAUUAUGUAAAACUAUUUAUAAUAAAUAUCAAUUUUUAUUAUAUA